This is a messenger RNA of Tripterygium wilfordii, 1855 nucleotides long. RefSeq names its product organic cation/carnitine transporter 7-like. Gene Ontology annotation, biological process: transmembrane transport. The coding region runs from base 348 to 1829 and encodes 493 amino acids. The transcript is spliced from 7 exons. Gene Ontology annotation, cellular component: membrane. Lineage: Eukaryota; Viridiplantae; Streptophyta; Magnoliopsida; Celastrales; Celastraceae. Gene Ontology annotation, molecular function: transmembrane transporter activity. The record is from RefSeq and is a predicted model, not a curated record.
GAAGAAAUUAGAGGAGAUGUGGUUGGUUUGAUGGUUUGAUUUCUUACAAGUCGGAGAAGACUAAAAUAGAAUACACCGACAACGAUAUCCGUUUUGUGUAGGAACAAACGCAACGGAGACUUUUUUUUUCCGCAAUCAACCCUUCUCUCUGAUCACAAUAAAGCUCAUUUCUUGUGUUGACUUCUCGUAUUCUCCUUUUCCUUUGGAAAAAUCCAAACCAGGAAGAUUUUGAAAGAAGACGAAGACGGAGACACGAUCUGCAUUGGUAUUAGCUCCAAUUAGCAGUGCUGCAUUGUUCUUCUUAUAAGAUCAUGCAUAUUGUCUUGUGAUAAUGAUGUUUCACUCUGAUGGCAGAUGGAACACCGACAUACAAUGUGGAUGAAGCUCUUGUGGCCUUGGGGUUUGGAAAAUUCCAAUACUAUGUGCUUGGUUAUGCAGCCAUGGGCUGGGUUUCUGAAGCGAUGGAAAUGAUGCUUCUCUCUUUCGUAGGACCAGCAGUUCAGACUGCUUGGGGUCUUUCUUCUAGCCAAGAGAGCUUUAUAACUAGUGUGGUUUUUGCUGGCAUGUUAGUUGGAGCAUAUUCAUGGGGGCUAGUUUCGGAUAAAUAUGGACGAAGGAAAGGAUUCUUAAUCACAGCAGUGGUUACUUCUGUAGCUGGUUUUCUGAGUGCCUUUUCCCCAAAUUAUCUUUCUUUGAUUGCUCUACGUUGUUUGGUCGGUGUUGGUUUGGGAGGUGGUCCUGUACUUGUAUCCUGGUUUCUAGAAUUUAUCCCUGCUCCAAGCAGAGGCACUUGGAUGGUUAUAUUUUCAGCAUUUUGGACGGUGGGAACAAUUCUUGAGGCCUCACUUGCCUGGCUGGUCAUGCCAAGAUUGGGUUGGAGAUGGUUGCUUGCAUUAUCUGCUGUUCCAUCAUCUCUUCUCCUUUUAUUCUAUGGAGUGACACCAGAAUCACCAAGGUUUUUAUGUUUGAAUGGUAGAAGAAAGGAUGCACAGAAUGUUUUGGAGAAAAUCGCAAGACUAAAUGGAACAAAGUUGCCUCCUGGUAUUUUAGUUUCUGAACGCGAACUUGAGGAACAUGGAAAGAAUAUUUCAUCGGAGGGUUCAAAGUUACUCGGUGAAGAUAAAAGUUCUGAAGGUUUAGAAUCUAACUUUGGGGGCAUCUCGUCACUGUUGAUUCUUUUUUCUCCGAGAUUAGUUAGGUCAACCCUGUUGUUAUGGAUGGUAUUUUUUGGGAAUGCAUUUUCAUAUUAUGGCCUGGUGUUACUCACCACCGAGCUGAACAAUGGUAAUAAUAGAUGCGGCCCAACUCAAAUUCAGUCAGAAAAGAGCCAGGAUGUUAGCUACAAAGAUGUUUUUAUCACUAGUUUUGCAGAAUUUCCUGGGCUUCUUAUAUCUGCUGCCACGGUGGAUAGAUUUGGUCGCAAGCUUUCGAUGUCAUCCAUGUUCUUCAUAUGUUGCAUUUUCCUACUCCCCUUGCUCUUCCAUCAGCCUCCGGAACUAACUACUGUUCUUCUGUUUGGAGCUCGAAUAUGUAUCACAUCAACCUUCACAGUGGUUUAUAUAUAUGCUCCAGAGAUAUACCCAACCUCUGUUAGAUCGUUCGGUGUUGGAGUUGCAAGCUCAAUAGGAAGAAUUGGUGGAAUGGUUUGUCCUCUCGUGGCGAUAGGUUUGGUACAUGGAUGUCAUCAAACCGCAUCCAUAAUUCUUUUUGAAGUUGUAAUUUUUCUAUCUGGGAUUUGUGUUUCGCUCUUCCCAUUUGAAACCAAGGGCCGUGAUUUGAGUGAUAGUGUAUUAAGCUUAAAAACAACUGAUGAAGAAAUUCAACUGUAGCGUAGGUUAGAUCAUCUGUAUUCGUC